Arabidopsis thaliana (thale cress) is the source of this 1634-nucleotide messenger RNA. It is a transcript of the gene AtIPCS1, whose product is annotated as Inositol phosphorylceramide synthase 1. Gene Ontology annotation, cellular component: membrane. Lineage: Eukaryota; Viridiplantae; Streptophyta; Magnoliopsida; Brassicales; Brassicaceae. The transcript is spliced from 11 exons. Gene Ontology annotation, molecular function: phosphotransferase activity, for other substituted phosphate groups. Bases 483 to 1400 code for a protein of 305 amino acids. The record is from RefSeq and is marked reviewed.
CAAUCAUCCACUCGGCUGAAUAAAAUGUCGCCACUUUUAAAAACAAAAAGAAAGAUUAAACCGUUUUCUCCGUGUGGAACUCGCGUUUUAUCGUACACCCAAAACGUUGCUUAAAUUGAUUUUGCAAAACGCUGAUUUUGCUUCUUAUCGGAGAUUUUUUUGGGGGCAACGGAGAAAUUUGUUUUAGGGCUUUUUGCUUAUCAUCGUCGUCUCAGAUCCUGCUAAAAGGAAAAAUCUUUUGUUCUAGAUUUCUUCACUCUCGUCUUUUGAUCUCUUGGGUUUUUCCCUGUUGGUGUCACCAUCGUUCUCGUUUCUUCGAUCGAUCGUUGAGUCACCGGCGUUAAGCCCGACUUGAGUUCCUUAGAUAAUUUUAAGAUUAGGUUGUAAAAAUUUGAAUUUGGUGGGUUUGGUUUGAUGAUGUUGACCCAAACUGUUGGGGUUUGAAGUAAUAUGGAAGUGGAAGAUUAACAAAGAAGAAGAUAAUGACGCUUUAUAUUCGCCGCGAAGCUUCCAAGCUAUGGAGGAGAUUUUGUUCGGAAAUAACAACGGAGAUUGGUCUCCUCGCUGAGAACUGGAAAUACCUUCUUGCUGGUCUUCUCUGUCAGUAUAUUCAUGGUUUAGCUGCCAGGGGAGUUCAUUAUAUUCAUCGGCCAGGACCAACGCUUCAAGAUUCUGGCUUUUUUGUUCUUCCGGAGCUUGGUCAAGAUAAAGGCUUCAUAAGUGAAACUGUGUUCACUUGUGUAUUUCUUUCAUUUUUCCUGUGGACUUUCCAUCCUUUCAUCGUGAAAAGCAAGAAGAUAUACACUGUGUUGAUAUGGUGCAGGGUUCUCGCCUUCUUAGUUGCUUGUCAGUUUCUCCGUGUUAUAACAUUCUAUUCAACUCAGCUUCCUGGCCCUAACUAUCACUGUCGAGAGGGUUCUGAGCUUGCCAGGUUGCCAAGGCCACAUAACGUUCUUGAGGUUCUCUUGCUCAACUUUCCUCGUGGUGUGAUAUACGGAUGUGGAGACCUGAUUUUCUCAUCGCACAUGAUAUUCACACUAGUCUUUGUCCGCACUUACCAGAAAUACGGUUCUAAAAGGUUCAUAAAGCUGUUAGGUUGGGUCAUUGCCAUCUUGCAAAGCCUCUUGAUUAUUGCGUCCCGUAAACAUUACACUGUUGAUGUGGUUGUUGCGUGGUAUACUGUGAACUUGGUUGUCUUCUUCCUCGACAAGAAAUUACCAGAAUUGCCUGAUCGAACAACGGCAUUGCUCCCUGUGAUCUCAAAAGACAGAACCAAAGAAGAGAGUCACAAACUCUUGAAUGGGAACGGUGUUGAUCCUGCAGAUCGGAGACCGAGGGCUCAAGUGAAUGGCAAAGACAGCAAUGGAGGUCACACUGAUAAUGCUACUAAUGGCACAUGAGAUCUCUGCUCGACUCUAGUUUUCAGGUUUUUGAUUGUUGUUAAAUGUUGAUGACAUCAUUAUUGAUCCAGAAAAGAGCGCGAUGCAGUCUGUAUAGUUCCAGUUCCUUGUUUCUCAAGCAAUCCGAUGUUUGUGUAGUAGUGGCUUUUAGGGAUUUCACAAUUUGACAAAGGAUAACAUGACUAAAAACAGAAACAUAACCAUUUUAGGUUAACAUCAAACGUUCGCUUAGCU